AGCGCCAAAGUUAACCUCUCCUCCGAAACCUGAUCAUCACACCCGUAAACAAGAUCAUGAGUACCGAAACUACAGCGGAGAAGCCUACCGUGGCGGAGCAAUCUGCAGUGUCCACUUUAGAGGCAAGAAUACAGUCACUGAACCAACUGAACGACCGCAUUCAACAGUUGCGACAUGUACCUAGCCUUCUUCUCCGACAUACGACGACUCCAGAUGUGCUCAUGUUCUCAGAUCCAGCUUCCGAUCUGCAGCAUGAUCUCGAGGUUGUGAAGGAAGUGAAUGAAAAACUGCGUUCAAAGGAUGUCCAAGAGAUCCUGAAAGCAGCCGCAGAAAGUGAGAAGAAAGACCCGACUGGUCUUCAACCGCGACGCGGCAAAAGGUCAGAAAAGUCAAAGUCACACGAUGCGCCUUCCCCGGAAUCGCCUAUGGCUUUUCCCUCAUUUCAGCCGCCUUCGUCCCAGCUACUACCUUCGGCAGACCUCAUCAGUGCUCCGCUCAAACUAGAGGGGCUGGCAGAUUUUAUAAGAGACUACAACAAGUCACAUAACAAUCGACUACAUAUAUGGACAUCUACGAGUCGCCAACAGGCAACUGCUUUACAUAACUUCCCCGUAACCGUACGUUUCACUAUCCCCGAUGUGGUCGCUGUUUACCUGACCUUGGGAUGUAAUCCCACCGACGAAACCAUCAUCGUGGAGAGCGCCACCGCAUUCGGUCCAGCAGAACGGAAACCGCCACACUCACAGUCGGACUAUGCUGUGUACCAAAAACUAUCGCAACAGCUGGCCAAGGUCAUCCAAUCUCAGCCGCUUGCUCCGUUUCAACUUAUACUCACGGUUCUUGCUUCAUAUGAAAAUCUAUUUCUCGAACGGUGUAGUGUUUGCCAACGCGUUCUUUCCGUGGAGGGCCAUAUACCAGCUGUUGGAAGGAUAUGGACUCACAAGCCUUCCGGCUCUGAAAAUCCUUGGGAGGCUAGACAUCCUACUUGCAUGCACAAUUCAUGAAUUUAGGGACCAUCUUUCAUUAUUCUACCACUUGGGAUUAGACCCUAGCCAAUGCAUAUGUAGGGCAUCGAACGCCUCAAUUCAACCAACAGCUGAGAAGACGCGUU
This is a messenger RNA of Somion occarium, 1111 nucleotides long. Lineage: Eukaryota; Fungi; Basidiomycota; Agaricomycetes; Polyporales; Cerrenaceae. The record is from the annotation of a GenBank genome assembly.